This is a messenger RNA of Saccoglossus kowalevskii, 660 nucleotides long. RefSeq names its product loricrin-like. NCBI's taxonomy places the organism in Eukaryota, Metazoa, Hemichordata, Enteropneusta, Harrimaniidae. The record is from RefSeq and is a predicted model, not a curated record.
AUGCGUGGACGUCACUGUGACCCCGGUGGACGUCACUGUGACCCCGGUGGACGUCACUGUGACCCCGGUGGAAGUCACUGUGACCCCGGUGGAAGUCACUGUGACCCCGGUGGAAGUCACUGUGACCCCGGUGGAAGUCACUGUGACCCCGGUGGAAGUCACUGUGACCCCGGUGGAAGUCACUGUGACCUCGGUGGAAGUCACUGUGACCCAAGUGGAAGUCACUGUGACCCUGGUGGAAGUCACUGUGACCUCGGUGGAAGUCACUGUGACCUAAGUGGAAGUCACUGUGACCCCGGUGGAAGUCACUGUGACCCCGGUGGAAGUCACUGUGACCUCGGUGGAAGUCACUGUGACCCAAGUGGAAGUCACUGUGACCCUGGUGGAAGUCACUGUGACCUCGGUGGAAGUCACUGUGACCUAGAUGGAAGUCACUGUGACCUAGGUGGAAGUCACUGUGACCUAGGUGCAAGUCACUGUGACCUAGGUGCAAGUCACUGUGACCUAGGUGCAAGUCAUUGUGACACUGAUGGAAGUCAGAUUGACCCCAGUGGAAGUUACUGUGACCCCAGUAAAAAUCAAUGUGACCCAGGUGGCACUCACUAUGACCCAAGUGGCACUCACAAUGAUCCAGGUGAGAUGUUCAUGAACAAGAGGUGA